This is a messenger RNA of Stylonychia lemnae, 2226 nucleotides long. The record is from the annotation of a GenBank genome assembly. Lineage: Eukaryota; Ciliophora; Spirotrichea; Sporadotrichida; Oxytrichidae.
AUGUCUUCUAUUCCAUCAUUGGAAGAAACAAUGGCUACAAAAGAAUUUGCUUUGCAAGGAGUUAGUUCAAAUGACUCACCGUAUUUCAAUGAAAGACCUAAAACAUCUGAUGGAAACUCAAAGCAUAGGUCUGUUUAUUUCAAUCGUAGAUUGAAAUUCUAGACUGUUACUAAUUCUCCAUCAAAUGAGAUUAAUGAUGCCUAAAAUCAUAGGUACUAAUCCAUAUCCUUUACUGGCUACAACAAUCAAAGUGAGUCCAUCAAGGAAAGAAAUCUAUAAAUCUAGGGUGGUUUUUCGCACUUGAGCAAGAUAAAUUCAGAAAGUUUGAGUAACUUCAAUUUUACCUCUAAAAAGAAAUUUUAUAAUAUGAGCCCAUCACCUAACACAUAAAAAUACAAAAGAAACUCUGAAAAUAGAUCCAUUGAAAUGGAAAAAUAACUAAAAAUGAAUUAGUAAUAUCUAGACAAAUGGAGAACAGUCAAUAACUAUUAUACAACUUUAAUCUUCAAGAAAAAUUAAGAAAGGGAAGAGAAAAGGAUUUAAAAAUUGAUAAGUGAUUAAGAGAGAAAAUUAAAGGAAGAAAAAGAGAGGAAAAUAUUCGAGGAGGAAAAGAAAAAAUUAGAUCUUAUAGAAUUAGAAGCGAAAAAGAAAAUAGCAAUUCAGUUAAUUAAAAACAAAAUCCUAGAAUACUGGUAGUUCAAAUAAAAAUUUAAAGAGGAAAUGUUUUUAAAAAGAUUUUCGUUUGAAAAAUUUUAGAGCAAAAUUUAAUCUGCUAACGAAGAGUUGAAGGAGAUCUACCAUCGCAAAAUUUAUCUUGAAAAUCUUGAUAAAAUUGUUAAGAUUCAAUCUCGAUUUAGAAUGCAUAGGAUAUUCAAGGUAUUUUCCUCAGUUAUAAAGAGAAUCAUGAGGACUAAGAAAUUAAUGAGUAUUUUAGGCUUGAUAGAAGAUUCAAUAAAAUAUAGAUUAGGAUUUGAGAACUUAAAGUAGUACUUGCCAUUAAAUAUUAAAAAAUUGCCUGCGAAACCUAGAUACUUAGAUUUUAUGAAGUAAAGAACUGCCUCUCCAAUGAGAUAAAGAAGAUAAACGAUUUAAAAUAAUGUAUUACUUAGACCUCCAGUUGUAAAAAAGAGAAAAUCGAAUAUUUCUCUUAUGUAGUCUAGUAAGGAUAGUCAAAAUACUUCCUUUGAUUCUACAAGUAGUUUGAACUCUAGCAGAAGUUCGAGGAAAAAAAAUAGUAGGAUAAACUCUAGGACAAGAAAGAACACAUUUGACUCUGUUGAAAGUUAAUAAAAAUAUUAUUAGUCAAGGAGAACCUUGACAACGAAGAAACUUGAGAGAUCUCCAACAAGGAAAUUAAAUGAUUAAUAGAUAAAAAAAUAAACAACAGUCCACAGAGAAACAUCACUUUCAACCAUAUUAGAUGAGUAUGAGGAUUAGACUUUUUCUAAUAUAGGUUUGGUAGCUAGACCAAGAAUAAGAGAAAAUAGUACAUUAAUGAAAAACACUGAGACUUUUGAAAGAUAUAUUAAGAAAGAUAAUGAAUUAGAUGAUUUUAAUUAUGGCCUCUAGCCUAAGUACAAAUAAAUAUAUAGAAACAAACUUAAGAAGCAUCAUCAUUUGCUAAAGUAAGAUUAAAAGAGCUAAUUCACUCAAAUUGAUGAUGAUCGAAGGAGAGAAUUAUUUAAUAGAUUUUUUACUGAUUUUUAUGAGCAAAAGCCUCCGAAUGAGGUAGCAAAAAUAUAAAUGUCAAGAGUUCAAAUUAAAAAUCCACAAAAUACUCAAUAAAGGUCAUAGAGUAGUAAUUAAUAAAUUGUAACUCAUACAAAUAGUAAAAAAGCAAUCCUACCUCAUGAGAUAUCCAGGAUGUAGAGAUUAGCUUAUUAGUAUCAUUAGUAAUAUGAUACUCUUAAAGUCAAAAUACUAGAUCAAGGUAUCAAAAUGAAUGUGCUAGAUAACACUCUAAUCAAACAAUACAUUUAAAAUAGAAAAGACGCUGUCAAUCAUGUAUUUAAUUUGAAAGCAUCAAUGAAAGACUGUGAUGAUAUACUCUUAAAGAGGUUAAACACUUCUUAAUAAACUAAAAAAAAGAUCUUCUCAUUUAAAAUGGAAUAUCCAUAAUCAUUUUAAGUAACAUCGAACAGUAAUAGCCCUUAGAGAAAGGCAUCAGAGGCCUUAGAAAAGUAUGAUAUAGAGAAUGAAGAUGGAAUCGAGGAAGAAAAUUAUUGA